AUGUGGUUUCUGCAGCGAUCCAAACGCAACGAGAUCUGCAUCAAAGAACCUUUAAAUGGCCCAUCACAUCAAGUGGCCGUUAAACGCGUAAAUGCAUUGCAAACGACCGUUCAAUCGAACUCGGAAGCACUAUUACACAAGGAAACGAACGCAGUUAUCGAUCCGUCGGUGGUUGUUGAACUGCAGUCCCGGGAUCUCUUCAAUACUGGGGAUUCGUCGUUUGAAAACAACCCAUGCCGCAGACGAGGCACUCAAAUCCUUCAAAAGUGGGCGAACGACAAAAGUGCGAUUGUCGGACGCCAUUGA
Molecule: messenger RNA, 306 nt
Organism: Soboliphyme baturini
Lineage: Eukaryota; Metazoa; Nematoda; Enoplea; Dioctophymatida; Soboliphymatidae
Source: the annotation of a GenBank genome assembly